UACAGACACCAUGCAGAAUGCAGUUCAGGUGUGGUUUGGAGAUGAUCCCCCUUUAAAUCCGCGUAGUCCACUGACUCCAAGGCAUGGGCCAGGCUUAGCAGAUGUUCUGCUCUAUGACCAGUGGAUAUCUGUCCGACAUGAGGCAACUUUGAUCCCUAUGCAGGAGGACCUAGCCAUCUGGCUAUCUGGUUUGUUGGGGGUAGAACUUACAGCAGAACGACUACUGGGAGAGCUUGACAAUGGCGUACUGUUAUGCAAGUUGAUUGGAGUAGUUCAAAGUGCAGUUAAAAAGAAUUGUAACCCAAAUGACUUAAGGGAUUUCCCUUUGAGAAAAGUCCCUUGUAAGAAAGAUGCUGCUUCAGGAUCUUUCUUUGCUAGAGACAACACAGCCAAUUUUCUGAACUGGUGUAGAUGUAUUGGAGUGGAUGAAACUUACCUCUUCGAAUCUGAAGGCUUAGUUCUGCACAAGGAUCCAAGACAAGUGUACCUUUGCCUCCUGGAAAUUGGUCGUAUUGUAUCAAGCUAUGGAGUUGAGCCUCCCGUGUUAGUGAAACUGGAAAAGGAAAUUGAAUUGGAAGAAACCUUAUUGAUGUCCUCUGAUCCUGUGGCUCCUGUCAUCCCACCCAAAUCCUGUUGUCAACAUGGAGAGUUGCAUGAAGCAGUUAAGCACAUUGCUGAAGAUCCUCCUUGCAGCUGCUCCCAUAGAUUUUCAAUUGAGUAUCUAUCUGAAGGACGCUAUAGACUGGGAGACAAAAUACUUUUUAUACGAAUGUUGCAUGGCAAGCAUGUGAUGGUACGUGUUGGUGGAGGAUGGGACACUCUUCAAGGCUUUCUCCUCAAGUACGAUCCGUGCCGAGUGCUGCAGUUUGCAACGUUAGAACAAAAAAUCUUGGCCUUUCAGAAAGGUGCAUCUAGUGAGACUACUCCUGAUUCAUCUGCUAAAACUCCUCAGCCUCCUCACAUGAACCCCAUAUCUGCUGUUGAAACCUACCAGAAACAAAAUCCAAAGACCCUGACUCCUGCUUCAGCUCCAAAGACUACUCGGCCAGUUAAUAGAAAGCAGCCAGUCAAUAAGCUUCCACAAUCACCUGCACCUUCUUCCAAAACAAAGGUCCAUACAACUUCAAGAAGCCAAUCUGUGUUAGGCCAAGCCAAGUCUAAAGGUGUCUCAGCAAGUAAUAGUCAGUUGUCUUCCAAACCCCCAACAGUUGCUUCAAAAAACCCAGCAACAUCCUCUCAUAAACUCACAUCUGUUUUAAAACCCGCCCAACCUGUACACAAACGUUCUUCAUCCGCCUUACUGAGAACUGCUCUAACUUCUUCGGAAUCUCGUCCGAAACGUACCUUGUUGUCAGCCAAACGUGACCAGGUACAGAAUUCUCCAGUCGUGUCACGUCAGACUGUUGCUUGUUCAACAAGUACGCUUUCUCGGCUACCUGGGACAACCAAAAGAACAGCUGCAGAAGAUUCUUCUAAUGGUAGGACAAGGCUCAAUGCCACAGUCAAAUCUAAAGCUCUUUCAAAAACUUCCAAAAAAUGUUCAGAGCCAGCUAACAAAAAUCAGCAUGGUCCUAAAGCAGGUUGCUCUCAGCAGCCUUCAGCAACAUCAGCAAAACCAGUUCCAAAAAGUACUACUCAGACGUUACCAACACAGUGUUGGUCACUUAGAGAUACACUAAAAUCUAGAGAGGCAAAGAAUGUCAAAACUACUAGUACUGCCAAACAGCAGGGUUCUCCAUCUUCACUUACAGCAGGUAAAUCAACACAAUUGACAUCUGCAUUGGGAUCAAGAAGUAAAAAUGUGUCUUCACCUGUCAGCAAUCACUCUUCAGCCAAGAAUACGCAGGUCCAAAGUAACAGGCCGAAACCUCUGGCUGGUUCCAGUAUGUCAAAGCAUCCUGAGCGUACUCCAUUGUCUGUUGUACGUCUUCCUCAAACAUCAGCUGUAGCCGAAACCAGAAAAAAGAAGACACAAGCAGCCACCGAAAGUCAAUCAUUGGUUAAAGCAUCCCAGAAGAAUGAUAAAGUCCUUGCUGCAACUAUCACUAGGAAAGCACCUGGAGGAUUAAAGGAUCCUAUGUUGAAAACAAAACCAGAUGAUCACUAUUUUGUUAUGUCUGGAAAUAAGAAAAUCAGAAAGUAAGAUAAGCACAUGAAUUGGGACUGUUGCUCCUUCAUUCAGAAGAAAACUCACAUUAAACAAUAGAAUGGUAAUUAAACUAUCAGUGUUUUUUUUUAAAUGGUGCCGUUUGCUAAGAAUGCUUCCCCAGUAUUUAACCAGUCUUCCCUAAUGCAGGAAUAUAUUGAUCAGCAUAAGGCACUUUCCUUUAGCUUGCAUUAUCUUUACUUUUGAUCCUUUCCAAACAUGUUUAAUGUGAUAAAGUCCUCAUAAAAUGGCAAACAAUGGAUCCCAAGUGCCAGCUUGUAUUUACCACAUUAGAGGAAAAAGUUGGAUAUUGCAGGCGCUUAUAUUAAUGGUUGCCCGUUGGUAAUCAGAUUUAACUAGAAAUAUCUGCAAUCUCCUGAUAACACUCAUGCCAUUGAUUCGGGGCCUUUGUCUUGAGUGAAUGUGGGAAUUACUUGUCUUGCAUGUAUGUGAGUGCUGUGUUCAGGGGGGAAAAUAAGAUGCAAAUGACUUUAUUAAUUAGAAAUAGCAACCUUGAUGAGUAAUACUAUAUGGAAGAAGGAUCAAGUUGUUUACUGAAUUUUCAGUGCUCUGGAGCAGAGAUUGAUACAUUUUUGUAAAAAAAAAAUCUAUAAAUUCCAAAGCUGUCAGUACAAUCAGGUCAUUAAUAAUGUUUAAGAGUUUGGCCUUAAAUCUCACCACCUUGAGUGCCUUAGUUGAUGAUUUGCCCUGUCAGUGGCAUCACAAGACAUUGGCAAUUGAUCGCCCUAGAUAGGUGGUCUGGUUUAUUGAUAUGAGCCAUGUCGAAGCCUAUCCUGAUAUUUGCAGGGCUUAAGCAAGGGUGUAGUUGCACAGGAACAAUAAAUGCAGCAUCCAAAAUUUCCUGUGGGCAGGGAGCACCUUAUAAAGUUGUAGGAAAUAGGACAGUGUCUCCGACAUGAGAGCAACUAUCAGAUCAUACUGUUUACAUGUGUGAGGGCAGCUAAAACACUGUUCAGAUAAGCUUCCUGUGUGAUUUUCGUAUUUAUAUCACAAGUUGCUUCAUUUCCAGCAUUUCUGCUUGCUAAUGCUUUUAGUUGCUGCCCAACAUCUUGUACAUACCUAACUUCUUGUACAUAUCUAUGUACAACAUCUUGUACAUACUGUAUCUACAACACAGGGAAAGCAUCUGGGUCUUUUUUUUCUCUUUGCAUACAAGGUUUUAUUUUAUUAAGCAAAUCAGUGAUUAGAGUUCCAUGUGAUUUUUGUAUGCACUUCUACUUGUUAAAACAGUAUUUUAAGGCAAAAUACAUAUAUAUAUUUAAAAUGAUGGUUGCAACUCCUCCAUAAUAAAACUUUAUGUGAGAGUCAGGAAAACCAUUAAGUAUUAAUGGAAUUUCACUCUUUCACAGACUGCAGUUUAGUCUGCUCGAUAUCAAACUGUAGAUUUAAUUUGAACAUAUAUUUCAGGAAAAGGGUAAUUGAAUCCUCACUGAAUGAAAUUGUGAUAAUCCCACUGACUCAAACUGAAAUAGCCAGUCAAGCACAACCCCUGAACCUUUUAUUGUUGCACUUUAGAAUAUAUUUAUGCCUGACUGGUUAAGGCAAGAUGUCGGUGGUAGCAGCAAAUUCGAAUCUCUAUUCCAUCGAAAGCCAUGUGUAGUGCACAAAUGAUAUUCAGGGUUAUAUGUAUAUUCUAGUGCACACCCAAUAUACACCCUUGGAUCUUGACUCAACAUGUGUUACUUUGAAUGGAAACUUGCUGAGUUGCACAGAUUUCCCAAGCUGGAUCAGACUGACUAAUUUUGUAAAGCGAUAGUCUUGUAGCAAUUUAGGAGAGUUAGCAUCAUUGCAUUCAAUAGUCUUUGCUUGUGAGCGGACAAGUGUAGGCUUAUAGGUAUUAUACAACCAGAAAUGGUUUGUUUACAAAAGACUGGUGGUGCCUGAAACUGUUACUGUCUUUGAAAACUGCAGCAGAAAGUGUUCUCAAGUGUCGGAUCUGUAAUGGCAAUGCAGACGUGCAUUUCUGCAAUUCCUGUUUCAAUUAUUUAUAGAUUACUGGAAAACAAACCACCCAAUAUUACUCGCACAGUCUUUGACAAAUGCAGCAUACCAGAGGUCUGUUGAUUAUUGUUGCUUCAGAGUUCUUCAUUAAGGCUGGAAGUACUGAAGUUAUUUAGUCAGCAGAAAAUGUGAGUCUCUGUUUACUGAACAGAGAUGUAGACAUGACCUAGACACACCUGCCCUCCCCAGCUGUAUCUCAAUUCAUAAAAGAUAUGUGUGUUCAAUAGCAUAGGAUGGGAUUAAAUGUGCUUUGUCGGUUGUCCUAGUUAACAAAAAUAAGUGUUUUGAAAUUAUGGUCAUGAUCCAAUGAAGCGGCUCUGUACCUUUAGCUGGGGCCUACCAGUUCUGAGCUUGAUGCCUGUACAUGCUCCUGGAGCUUUAGCUGAAAGGGCAAGGAGCAGCAGUCCAUAUAAUUUCUAAUGCAAAUGUGGGGGCUCUUUCCAAAGUGGCUUCUGCUUUUGUAUGCAAU
Messenger RNA from Pogona vitticeps (central bearded dragon), 4637 nucleotides. NCBI's taxonomy places the organism in Eukaryota, Metazoa, Chordata, Lepidosauria, Squamata, Agamidae. The record is from RefSeq and is a predicted model, not a curated record.